This is a messenger RNA of Ceratitis capitata (Mediterranean fruit fly), 1036 nucleotides long. It is a transcript of the gene Bgb, whose product is annotated as protein big brother. Lineage: Eukaryota; Metazoa; Arthropoda; Insecta; Diptera; Tephritidae. Gene Ontology annotation, biological process: regulation of transcription by RNA polymerase II. Gene Ontology annotation, cellular component: core-binding factor complex; nucleus. Gene Ontology annotation, molecular function: transcription coactivator activity; sequence-specific DNA binding. Bases 70 to 834 code for a protein of 254 amino acids. The transcript is spliced from 2 exons. The record is from RefSeq and is a predicted model, not a curated record.
AUGUUAGUAUAUCAACAAAAAGUUGGAAAAUAAUCACGCAAAAAAUUAUUCUUUCGUGGUUUUCGGCCGAUGGUAGAUAAAAAUAACUGCUUAGCGAUUCGUAACAAAAUUGAAUAUAUUCCUCAAAGUUAUAAUACCACAACAGCAGCUUUUCAUUCUACAGCACAAGAAGUGGAUCCAUUUCUGGAAAAAAUGAAUGAAGCAGCAUUGGCUAGUAUGAUCUACAAUGAUCCCAUAGGCAUUUAUGAACAGCCUAGACCACGUUUCAUAUUCAAAAUGCCGCGUGUGGUGCCUGAUCAAAAAGCGAAAUUUGAGAGCGAUGAAUUGUUCCGACGUUUAAGCCGUGAAAGUGAAAUUCGCUACACUGGGUAUCGUGAGCGUGCCCAAGAAGAACGACAAAUGCGAUUUCACAACGGAUGUCGUGAGGGCCAUACAGAGAUAUCUUUUGUGACAUCGGGUACUAACCUACAAUUGGUUUUCAAUGCCACUCAAAAUCCAUACUUACAUGACAAGGAGUGCGAUUUUGAUAAAGAGCAUGGCAAGGUGUAUAUAAAGUCCUACUUUAUAAUGAAUGGAGUUUGCGUACGUUUUCGUGGUUGGCUAGAUCUAGAACGUUUAGAUGGUUCCGGUUGUCUGGAGUUCGAUGAACGACGUGCUUUGCACGAAGAUCAGAUAUUACGAGAGCAAAUUGAACGAUACAAUCUGAGAUUGCGCGAAUUUGAAGAUUCCAAACGUGCAUAUCGCGACAGCCGACCAGAGGUUGACAUGGAAGCUGUAAGGCGUGGUGUACCCACAGGAGGAAUUGGUGUAGGAGCCAGUAUGUGGCGACGUUAAAUAAGCCUUCAUAUUACGCAUUUUGAGUGUUCGAGAAUUUCCUUACUCAUUAAUGAAAAUUAUCAUUUCAAUAUUAUCUUCUUCAUGGCAGCUUAAAAUUAAUUUAAGGAUUUAGUAAAUAAGUGAAAAUUGUAUUAUACUGUAUUCUCAUUUUGCAUCCAUAUGUGUAUUAUUAAUUAAAUUUUCAUCUGACAAAAAAGUA